CUGUACUACAAUGUACAUACGGUAUAAUUAUAUACCAGGCACGUAACCUGUGGUUACCCCCUUCCUUGCAUCAUCUCCCUUCUCUAUUUGACAAAAACCUUUCAGUUUGCACUUCCCCGUACGGAUCGUGGUUCACGCUCCCUACACUACUAGCAUCUCGCGGACCGUUUCUUUGACGUCACAAUGGCCCCAGUUCCCAAGACCAUGUCCGGUAUCCUCAUCGAGGAAACCGGCGGCGUUGAGGUCCUCAAGUGGAAGACCGACUUACCCGUACCGGAGCUCAAGGAAGGCGAGGUUCUCGUGCGCAACGAGUUCAUCGGCGUCAACUAUAUCGACACCUACUUCCGCACCGGUCUCUACAAGACCCCGCUCCCGCUCGUCACCGGCAAGGAGGCCGCCGGCGUGGUCGUCGCCUCCGCGGCCCCCGGCCUCAAGGAGGGCACCCGCGUCGCCUACGUGGCAGACCACGCCUACGCCGAGCUCACCGCCGUACCCGCGGACCGCGUGGCGUCCAUCCCGGACGGCCUCGCCGUCGAGACGGCCGCCGCCUCGCUGCUGCAGGGCCUGACGGCGCUGACCUUUGUGCGCGAGGUCGCCGGGCUGGCGCCCCCGCAUGCGCCGACGAACCAGCUUGGCGUGAGCGAGGGUCCUUGGGUGCUGGUGCAUGCCGCCGCAGGCGGGACUGGGUCCCUGCUGGUGCAGAUGCUGGCGGUGCACGGGGCGAAGGUCAUUGGCACCGCGGGCGGCAAGGCGAAAUGCGAGAUUGCGCGGCGAAACGGGGCACAGUGGGUUGUGGAUUCCAAGAGCGAGGAUCUGGUUGCUAGGGUGAAGGAGAUUACGGGUGGGAAGGGGGUGGAUGUAGUCUUCGACGGUGUGGGCAAGGCCACGUUUGAAGCGGAUUUGGAGAUCGUCGCGAGGAAGGGGACGGUGGCAGUCUUCGGGAACGCGUCCGGUCCGGUUCCGCCUGUCGAUAUCUUGAGACUGGGCGCGAAGAACGUCAAGCUGAUGAGGCCGGUGUUGUUCGCUUACAUCGCCACCGCGGAAGAGAGAGCUGCAUACACCAAGGAGCUAUUCGAUCUGCUGCUGACAGGCAAGGUCAACAUCCAUAUUCACGACAUCUAUCCGCUCCAAGAGGUUGGCCGAGCACACGCCGACCUGGAGGGUAGGAAGACGACCGGCAAGUUGCUACUCAAGGUUUAACUAGGUCGAAUAUUUGUUUGCCGUUCAUCUAUUCAUAAAUUAAUUUGAACUCUAUCAAAAGUAGCCUGAACCCAGUCAGGGCAAUCCGAUUCCCCUUUCGAGAAAACGGGACCGGCACACUGGCUCU
Molecule: messenger RNA, 1327 nt
Organism: Thermothelomyces thermophilus ATCC 42464
Lineage: Eukaryota; Fungi; Ascomycota; Sordariomycetes; Sordariales; Chaetomiaceae
Exons: 4
Coding region: 184-1200 (338 amino acids)
Biological process (GO): cellular response to oxidative stress
Cellular component (GO): cytoplasm
Molecular function (GO): quinone reductase (NADPH) activity
Source: RefSeq, a predicted model, not a curated record